AUGUCUGACACUGUUUACCCCGAAGUCCUCUGGGCCCAGCGAUCCUCUGUCGCCGACCCCUCCAAGAACUUCAUCUACCUUACCAUCUCUGUCCCUGAUGUGCCCAAGGACAGCCUCACUCUCGACCUUCAGCCCACCAAGCUCACAUUCACCGGCACCUCAUCCACUCUCAAGAAGAAGUACCAUGUCGAGCUCGAAUUCUGGGGCGAGAUCGACCCCGCUGAGAGCAAGAUCAACCACACUGCCAAGAAUGUUGAGAUAAAGCUGCAAAAGAAGGAGCUCAAGGAGGAGUACUGGCCUAGAUUGCUCAAGGACUCCAAGCGCGUCCACUUCCUCAAGACCGACUUCGACAAGUGGGUUGAUGAGGAUGAGCAGAACGAGGCCCCUGAGGACGACUUCUCUCAGUUCGGUGGCAUGGGCGGCAUGCCUGGUAUGGGAGACAUGGGUGGUGACUUUGGCGGUAUCGACUUCUCCAAGUUGGGAGGUGGCGGUGCUGGCUUCCCUGGUGCCGAGGGCGCUGGCGAGGAGCUCGACGAGGAGGAUGACGACGACGACAUGCCUGCCCUCGAGGGCGACGAUAAGAAGGAGGCCGCACCCGCUGCUGCCCCUGCUGCCACCGAGAAGAAGGACUAA
This is a messenger RNA of Fusarium tjaetaba, 633 nucleotides long. Its product is annotated as Hsp90 binding co-chaperone Sba1. The record is from RefSeq and is a predicted model, not a curated record. The coding region runs from base 1 to 633 and encodes 210 amino acids. The transcript has 3 exons. Gene Ontology annotation, biological process: protein folding; chaperone-mediated protein complex assembly. Gene Ontology annotation, molecular function: protein-folding chaperone binding; Hsp90 protein binding. Gene Ontology annotation, cellular component: nucleus; cytosol. NCBI's taxonomy places the organism in Eukaryota, Fungi, Ascomycota, Sordariomycetes, Hypocreales, Nectriaceae.